Molecule: messenger RNA, 1107 nt
Organism: Apaloderma vittatum (bar-tailed trogon)
Lineage: Eukaryota; Metazoa; Chordata; Aves; Trogoniformes; Trogonidae
Gene: RGP1
Product: RGP1 retrograde golgi transport homolog (S. cerevisiae)
Exons: 8
Biological process (GO): retrograde transport, endosome to Golgi
Cellular component (GO): Golgi membrane; Ric1-Rgp1 guanyl-nucleotide exchange factor complex
Source: RefSeq, a predicted model, not a curated record
CUGGAGUGUGUGAUCACCUUCACCAACCCCUUAUCGGCCUCGUCGACCUCCGCCAGCAGUGAGAUGCUAGCGUGGGCCAGUGCCCAGAUCCACUGCCAGUUUCAUGCCAGCGAGAACCGGGUAGCGCUUCCUCCCUCGGAUGGCAGCAAGCACGAUGUGCAGGCAGAGAACGAGACAGUCUUUGUCCCCAACAGAGGAGAGCGUGGUCAGUGUAUCCUGUCCACCCCACCAAAGAUUCUCUUCUGUGACUUGCGACUGGAUCCCGGGGAGUCAAAGUCCUAUUCGUACUGUGAGACGCUGCCCAUAGAUGGCCCUCCCUCUUUCCGGGGGCAGUCAGUGAAGUACGUGUACAAGCUGACCAUCGGCUGCCAGCGUGUCAACUCCCCCAUCAAGCUCUUGCGUGUACCUUUCCGUGUCCUCGUGCUGCACGGGCUCAAGGAUUACCAGUUCCCACAGGAUGAGGCCGUUGCGCCCUCAAACCCCUUCCUGGAGGAGGAGGAGGGCUUGAAGAAAGACUCUCGCCUGGCAGACCUGGCCACAGAACUGCUCAUGGUGGCCACUUCCCGACGCAGCCUACACCUGUAUAACAUCAGCAACACUCGUGGUAAGGUGGGAACAUUCUGCAUCUUUAAGACGGUGUAUAAGAUCGGAGAGGAUGUCAUUGGAACCUUUAACUUCUCCGAAGGAGACAUCCCGUGUCUGCAGUUCUCAGUGAGCCUGCAGACGGAGGAGAGCAUCCAAGAGGAGUUCCAGCGCCGGCGAGGGCAACCCGUCUCCUUCAGCACGCACGCUCGACAUCAGGAGUCCUGCCUGCACACGGCCCAGAGCAGCUUCAGCCUGCCCAUCCCGCUCAGCUCUACCCCAGGACUCACCACCAACAUCGUGUCCCUGAAGUGGAGGCUGCACUUUGAAUUUGUGACCUCCAGGGAGUCAGCGGGGAAUUGUGUGCUUCGUGGGAGCCAGUCAGAGGCCGUCACCUGGACUGGGGUGGAGCAGAUGGAAGUAGACACUUUCAGCUGGGACUUGCCCAUCAAAGUCCUUCCCACCAACCCCAUCCUGGCUUCCUACGUAUCUCAGUUCUCCAGCACUAACUCCAUCACCAUCUGA